Molecule: messenger RNA, 618 nt
Organism: Penicillium angulare
Lineage: Eukaryota; Fungi; Ascomycota; Eurotiomycetes; Eurotiales; Aspergillaceae
Exons: 2
Coding region: 1-618 (205 amino acids)
Source: RefSeq, a predicted model, not a curated record
AUGUCCUUCGGUGUGGCGAACACCGAAAUCGUAGCAGGCUGUAAAGGGAGUGCAAAAGAUAAAAGUUGUCUCUUUGAUGAAUUUAUCAACAAAAUCAGAGCGAUUCCAAAAGGGGGAGCGCCCAAGUUCAAAACCGAUAUAGGCCCUAAUCUCCUUCCCGAUCCUAAAGAGGCCGCUGCACAGCUGAGUAAAGCCAGGUUUACCGGUAGCACAGACGCACAGCGUCUUCUACCAUAUUCCUACAAAGAGACGGAUAGAAACACUACUCCUACAUUCAGUGAAGUCUUUGAUAAGAUUCUGGCAGCCAUUAAAGCUUGUCGUAACGAGCUUAGGGACGAACUACUUGCAACUCAACUUUUGGGAGCUCGUGAUUCUAUGGCGUACAAUCAGGAGGCCCGUGUGGCUGACCAACACUCUCCUGAUGGCAGCACAUAUGAGAAAAUAAACACUCAAGCAACUCUUGAUGCCCAUCCCGAAGUCAAAGCAGAUGAUCUGAGUCAUACGAUUUCCGCCUUCACCGCGGAAUAUAGUGAGAUGAAGACCUACAAGAACCAUUUCGCUGCCACUCAAGCGAGUCAAGGAUAUCAAAGUGUUCUUAAUAGCGAGGCUCGUGAGUAA